Caenorhabditis remanei is the source of this 1179-nucleotide messenger RNA. RefSeq lists its product as uncharacterized. The coding region runs from base 1 to 1179 and encodes 392 amino acids. Gene Ontology annotation, biological process: innate immune response. The record is from RefSeq and is a predicted model, not a curated record. Gene Ontology annotation, cellular component: membrane raft. The transcript has 4 exons. NCBI's taxonomy places the organism in Eukaryota, Metazoa, Nematoda, Chromadorea, Rhabditida, Rhabditidae.
AUGUUUCUUCUCGCCGGAGCACUCAUUUUUUCAACUAUUUUUCAACUUUCCCACGCUCAACAAAUCAUUCAAUUGAGUACAUUCAAAGGAGGAAGUGUGGAUAAUAAAAUCAAUGUCGCACCACCAUAUUCACUAUAUGUUUCUGCUCAUAUGGAUACAAGUAUCGUUCUGAAACAGAUUUAUAUCAAAACAGAGGAUGGUCAGAUGAAAAAUCUUGACGACUUGAAAAAUGCCAAAGCAGACACGAAAUCCGGCCUUUUAACCCCAUUCCAAGUUCAAUCGACUGCUUACAUCUCCUCAGUAUUAGCUGAUAGUCAAAUGGCUGCAUUGGAAGGAUUCAUCUACAUAACCACUGCAAAACAAGCAAAAGAUUUCACUUUCAAAGUCUACGAUGUUGAUGAAGCUCAAGUCAUCAGGACUAGUUUGUUAAUAUGUAAUCCGUGUACCAUUGUAUUCUUGAAUUCGAACACUGGAAUGACUCCAAUCCAGAGUUCUACUAUAAGUACGUGGCGUCAGAGUAAUGAUUCAACUGUGAAACUGUACAGUGGAGUACCGACAGAUCAAGAAGAAGUUCCUUAUUCUCAAAUAUUCGCUAAUCCAAUAGAAACAAUUAACGGACCUGCACAAAUGAUUCCAAUUGUCGAGAAGUUCUCUGUGAGUCUCAGAUCAUUCUAUUUCAAAACCACUUCGGACUUCUACUUUCUUAUCCAACCGUUUUAUGGUUUCAACAGUGGAGUUACUACGACAACUGGCUAUACUUCCACAGGACUCUACAUGAAAUCUCGAACUCAAACUUCUUCUACAUUCACUGUUAUCUGUGUGAGAGAUACUCGUUUUAAUGGAACUACUGGUGCCAAUAUAAUCGGUUCUCUGCCAGUACAAAACGCUAAAGUAACAGUUCAAGAGAACGAUGGAGUGCAAAAGGUCGCAAUGUCUGCAACACCUGCCAAUCAAAUAUUUGGUGUUAGUACGGAUAAAAUCGGACAGAACUUGACUAUUUCUUCUGACAGCUCGGAAGGAGGGGAGUUUUUCGUACAAUACUAUAUUCUCCAAGACCAAGAAAUAUCGUCAACGUACGCUCCAACACAACAGCCGCCAGGAUCAAUUGAGACAACGACGAAAGGAUCUGAUGUUUUAAGUUUAUCUGUUGUGUUAGUUUCUGUGAUACUUUUCACUUGA